Molecule: messenger RNA, 576 nt
Organism: Verticillium nonalfalfae
Lineage: Eukaryota; Fungi; Ascomycota; Sordariomycetes; Glomerellales; Plectosphaerellaceae
Exons: 2
Coding region: 1-576 (191 amino acids)
Source: RefSeq, a predicted model, not a curated record
AUGUCGUCAACACCCUACGGCACCUCCACCCCCUCCACAACCCCCCGCCCGCCUCCCUACUACGCAUCAACAGCCCACACAUCAUCCCCCCAGCCCCGUCACCGCCCCUCGCCGACGCCGUCCUUCACGCCCACGAUGCGCGACCGUCAGGCCCGGGGCAAGGACCCCUUUGGCGCGUCCAGCAAAGACCCCUUUCCCAGCGGCGACUUUCAGCACCGCCAGGGCGGCGGCCGUGGCGGUUCGGGGGGUCGUCGGCACUCUGACUCGGAAGGCGACGACGACGAGAACACGGGGUUCAUCGGCGGUACUGGCUGCGGCGGCGGCGCAAGCGAGCGGCAGCGCGGGGAGACAUUCGAGGCGUUCCGGAGGCGGGAAUGGGCCAGGGACGUGCUGGAGAGUCCGGAGAUGUUGAUGUGGUAUGCCUCAAGUCGGGAGGACAGCAUCCCGGGCACGCGCCUUUUCUUCACCCGCGUCCUGUGCGGCUUCGAAGAGGAUCAUGUUCCGCCGCAGGAGCCGACUCAGCGUAAGAGCUCCGGCUCUGGUCCCGGCAGGCCGCAUGGCCACAAGCGACGCUGA